Molecule: messenger RNA, 1926 nt
Organism: Gongylonema pulchrum
Lineage: Eukaryota; Metazoa; Nematoda; Chromadorea; Rhabditida; Gongylonematidae
Source: the annotation of a GenBank genome assembly
AUGAAGCUGCGAAAACGCCAGCAUGUCAUCGAUUUGGUCGAUGCACUCUGGAAGAGGCAUGAACUCGUGAAAAAGAGAGGAAAGGCCAGUUUAACAUCUUCAGUGGCUGUAUCACGUUUGGUGCGUGCGUUGAAACGAAAUGAGGAUUAUAAGAAGUGGGAUGACACCGACCCAUUGUCCAGAGAAUCGAAGCAACACGCCAACUGCUCACAUUCUAGUUCUAUGAUUAAAUUUAUCGAUGUACGCAAUAAAGAGCUACCAGGGAAUCGAGAAGCAAUCAUCACUGUGUAUUUGUCAACCGAAAUUGAUGGCGUAUUCAGUGAAAUUAUGCGGCUUCCGUCUGCGACCGUACAGAUGCAGAUCAAUCGUCGUGGUGCACCGGUUGCUAUCGAUUUGCCCUCAUUUAUUGGCUGUCGUUUGUUUUGCAGUGGAAAGAAAAGGAAUGAUUACCUCCUCAUUCGGGUUACAUUCUCCGGUGAAAAGCACGCGCAUGUUAAUCGACGGCUGACGUAUUUUUCACCGCCUGAAAACUGGAACAGCAAGGGUAUGAUAACAAUGUACGGUGCACGUUGCAUAUCCACUGUAUCUAAGAAGGGUACAUCAGAUGGUUUGAUUUAUGGGCAUAACAGCAUAACAUUAGUCCCAGAAUCAGCGCUGAAUCUGAAUAAUAACUGGUACAAAGACAGGAACUUGACGAAAAAACUCAUCGAUUUAUGCAAGAAAAUGCACAUGAGUCCAUUCGUACGAAUGUCAAUCGUACCCGACAAUGCUGGAGAAACGAGUUCAUCGGAAGAUGAUGAUGAAUCGAAAAGCUGCGCAAGCCUUUCAACGUGUGCUUCCACGGCUCGCAUUGGACGCUCUCGUCCAGCUAGUGUAAUGUCGGCGAAAGAAUCGACAACGCGUAGUGUUGCUUCAGCAGAUCUGCCAUCAUCUUCGAAAGACACUAGUGGGUUCGAAGAAUACAUGAAAUCACGGUUCAAACGAGAAAUGUCUUUGGAAUUCCCAAAACAUAUUUGUUACCGGUUUAUAACGAAGUACAACGAUGAGCCGAAUACUAGUUUUCCGGAGAAUUGUCACUUUUUGUUCCCACAAGAAUCGGCAUCGUCUGUCCAGUCAUUUGCAGUCGAUGGAAGCGCCGAUAUAGACGGCGCUGGCGACCAAAGGCACAUAUUCCCUCUAAAAGAAGUUCCUCCUGGGAAAGUCCUGAAUGCGCGGGUAUCGUCCAAACAUUCUGCACCUUCAUGUUUGCCGCAAAAGCUCAGUUCCACUGGAUUCCGCAUAGUUGUUCCACAUCGUGACAUACCGGUGGCUGAAGUGGUCGACAAAUUGGGUGUCAAUUUCGAUAAAUGCGCCAAAAUUGUACCGCCCAAGUCCGUUGCUGAGGAUGAUAAGGUAGCGUUGUUGCUAUUGUUUAUUGCUUUAAAAUGCUUCAUAUUGGCUGUUACUGUUCCGGAGUUGCAUUACGAGGGCUAUCCGGAACCGGAUGGAAACGGAGUUGUGACACGUUUCAUUUCACCUGCCAACAAAUGCUUUUUCUGUCUUGGAACAUUCCCCGAUAUGUUUGCCUUAUUGCUUCACUUGAGAACAAGCUACCCACGUCUCGACAUUGUCUACCGACAAAUCGAAGAUUUCCUGGAUCUCUCGCCUGAUGAGAAAGAAUUCAUGUCAUUGUGGAGUAUCUUUUUACUCAGUCUGAAUCAUAAGCCACUGGGCCGAUGCCAUACGUACCGCACAUGUAGACUUUUUUUGAAAAAGCAUCGGCGUAUUCUUCGGCAGCGGCGUUUUCAAAAUGCCUGGACACUGCAUCUAAAUGUGCUGUAUGAAGCUGAUGCUUUGGAUGGGGACGAAGUCUACGAUUUGUUGGUACGCCUAAGGGAAGAAAAAUAUGAUCCGUGCUCUGACAAUCGUCAUGUUGUUCAUGUGUAA